Molecule: messenger RNA, 1521 nt
Organism: Meyerozyma guilliermondii ATCC 6260
Lineage: Eukaryota; Fungi; Ascomycota; Pichiomycetes; Serinales; Debaryomycetaceae
Product: SNG1 family protein
Exons: 1
Coding region: 1-1521 (506 amino acids)
Cellular component (GO): membrane
Source: RefSeq, a predicted model, not a curated record
AUGGAACAGGGAAAGCAGUCGAUAUCGUCAGGUCAACUGACGGACAGCACAGGCGAGCGUCCUGUAGAACCAGUGGCUUUCACAGGCGGGGAAUCUCAGCAGUAUGACGAUAGCGAUGACCAAGCUUCUCGGAACCUUUCCAGACGCCAAUCGAUAUUGGAGAAGGUGCAAUCGAGGUAUUCGUUUUUUAACCAGUCGUUGAGGGCGCAAAGGUCUCGUUUAGGAAUCAAGUUUGUGUUGAUCUAUGUCAUGAUGGGAGUCUUGACCCUUGGUAUAUUCUCCAUUUACUGGGGUGCCCUGUACAAGAGGAACGAUAAGAUCAAAAACUUCCAUAUGUUGGUGGUUAUGGGUGACUCGGAGACGAUAAAUGGGGUCGAGCCUGUCAUUGGAAACGAAAUGAGGUCGCUUCUCAACACCACCACAGCCAAACAUUAUGGUACAUGGGAUAUUCGCACCUAUAACGAUAUUCGAGAACUGGGUUUAAAACAUAACAACAAUUCGGUAGAACAAGAGAUUGAGCGAAUUAUCCAUCAUCAGAAGUAUUGGUCGUCUAUCUACAUCAAACCCAAUGCUUCAUAUAACCUUUACCAAGCGAUACAACAGGGAGAUGCAUCGUAUAAUGCCACCAAUAAUACCAUUGUCCUGAUUUAUGAGACAGGUCGUGACUUUUUAAACAUGGCCCAGUAUGUGCAUCCCAGUAUAAAUGCCAUAGAGAAGUUAUGGUUAGCGGCUCAACCGAACGUGACCCUGGCAUUAAUCGAAAAUAUGGACAAUUCAUCCGACGUUCUUUCUAAUAGAAACUCGGUAAGACUCGCAACCACCCCUCUCACGUUUGCCUACUAUGACAUUAUUGAAUACACCAACCCUGUGUUAGUGGCACCUAACCAAGUGGGUCUAAUCUAUAUGAUCAUCUUGACAUUCUUCCAGGUGGGUUUUUUCAGUGAUGUCCAUCUCGUGGUGGAACUGUCGUUCAAUCUCAAGCGCCGACAUUAUCUUGGAUACCGGAUUUUAUCGUCGACUCUUUCAUAUUUUGUGUUGUCCUUGUUCUUUAGUUUCGUGUCGUUGGCAAUGCAAAUUGACUUUAGAGUUGCUUUUGGUCAUGCUGGUUUCUUGGUAUACUGGAUGGUGUGCUUCCUUACAUUUGCAGCCGUUGGACUUGCAAAUGAAAUCAUGGCCAUGAUCCUUAUAGUCGUUUAUCCGCCAUUGGUGGGAUACUGGCUUAUUUUGUGGGUGCUUGUCAACAUCUCUCCAACAUUUGCUCCCUUCGAACUCCUUCCUGGCGUGUUCAAAUAUGGUUACGCAAUGCCCAUCCAUGCAUCUUCAGAAAUAUCCAAGGUGAUUUUGUUCAAUACCUGGAAAGGAAAGUUGGGAUACAAUUUUGGAAUUCUUGUCGGUUGGGUAGUGUUUCAAUAUUUGACGCUUCCAUUCUGGAUAACCUGGUUCCAAAAGACAAUUGGGAAGAGGAAGCAGAAAGCGGCUGCGAAAGCUGCGGCGCAAGCCGCAGAAAAAGACGCAGCUUAA